This is a messenger RNA of Penicillium argentinense, 882 nucleotides long. RefSeq lists its product as uncharacterized. The record is from RefSeq and is a predicted model, not a curated record. The transcript has a single exon. Lineage: Eukaryota; Fungi; Ascomycota; Eurotiomycetes; Eurotiales; Aspergillaceae. Bases 1 to 882 code for a protein of 293 amino acids.
AUGGGACACAACAAAGCAGUGAAUUUGAAGGUUAGAGUGGAUAUCUACAAAUACAGUGACCAAUUGCACGUCUAUAGGUUGCGCCGCCAGGACAAAACCACGACAACUCGAUAUAUUUUUCACAAUGUGUCCAUGGAAGAUGCCAUUGUUGGCAUGCGCGGCUUCUCUACCAUCAUUAUCGCCUCAAUGACUCAGUUCUCCAGAGUGCUUCUAUUUCCAAACUCCGCCAAGGCGAUUAAGGCCGAGCACGGGUCCACCAAGGUGAAGACAUGGCCUCUCAGCCAGGCUCUUGCUCAGGGUGCUCUUCACAAAGAAGAUACAGAGUUUGAAUUACAGCCCAGCCUCAGGUCCAAGGAUUUCCAGUUCGUGGAGACAAUUGAGCGCGAAAACACCAGCAUGGAUGAGCUCGUCGGGAUGUUUACCCUGCAGUUGUACAGAGAACCGUCCGUCUUCAAGGGAACCAUUUACAAGAUGGAGUGGAGCCCUAAGCUGACGCUUUUCUUCAUCAACUUGCCUGCAACCAUGGAGUUCAUGCUGUUCUUCCUCAAUCGGACGGAUACGACCGUCAACGUACACUACGGCGCACCUUUCGACCUCGCUCCACGCCGGUUGCAUGCUGCCAGUCUGCAUGUCCUGCAAACCAAAUCUCUCAAGGAUAUGCGUGUGGAUGGCAGAAGUAAAAAGAGAAAACAUUUUCCACCGGCCACCGCCGUUGAUACUAUCGAGUAUACCAAACAGUCCUUUAACAAGGUUUUUGUUACGCGCGAAAUUGCUGUCAAAGUCUUAAGGCAGUGCGCGGCCGGCGAGGACAGCAGCAGCAUGAGGCUGACACCGGCUAUGGCAUCCUUUGUCUUCAGCCAAAUCCUUCGCCCAGCACAAUAG